Molecule: messenger RNA, 3261 nt
Organism: Oldenlandia corymbosa var. corymbosa
Lineage: Eukaryota; Viridiplantae; Streptophyta; Magnoliopsida; Gentianales; Rubiaceae
Source: the annotation of a GenBank genome assembly
AUGGGGAAGUUGGAAAAGAAGGGGAAGUCGGCGAGCCGGAGAGUUCAAUCCAAAGGUGAAGAAGAGGAGAAGCCGAGGAAGAAAAAAACGGCACCGCCAGUUGAAGUUGUGGAGAUUGACAGCGACGACGAUGAUGAUAAGGAAGCCAAUGAGGAUCUCAGCUUGAGAAUCGUCGAGAAAGCUAUGUUGCGUAACUGCAGUAAGAAGGGUUCCAGUUCAAUAACUGAUGCUUCGAAUUUCAUCGUUUCCAAAGAGGAUGAUGAUGAUGAUGAAGUUGUCAUGAAUUUUACUGAUGAUAGUAAGAGUAAGAAAAAAGAGAUGAAGAAGAAAAAGAGGAAGAAACUCGAAUCCCAGCUCGAUUUUGCGCUGAGUGAAAAAGAUUCCAAGUUUGAGAAUUUCUGCAGCGACAUGUUUCUGGUUGAUGCUGCAAAAAAGGAGGAGAAUGUUGACAGUGAGAAAACCGCACAGGCUUUGAAAUCAAAUCCUGUUGAAGAUUCUGAUAAUUCUGUGCUCCGAAAGCUUCUUCGGGGCCCUAGAUAUUUUGAUCCUCCCGAUAGCAGCUGGGGUACUUGCUAUAAUUGUGGUGAAGAAGGUCAUAUGGCUGUCAAUUGUACAUCAGCUAAGCGUCAGAAGCCUUGUUUUGUUUGUGGGAGCCUGGAACAUCUUGGGAAGCAAUGCACAAAGGGGCAUGCAUGUUAUAUCUGCCGAAAAGAAGGCCAUCGUGCAAAAGAUUGUCCAGAGCGGAGCAAUAGGGGAGCUCAAAAUUCAAAUAUAUGUUUAAGAUGUGGUGAUUCUGGCCAUGACAUGUUCUCAUGUACCAAUGAUUAUUCUUCUGAUGACUUGAAGGAAAUAGAGUGUUAUGUUUGUGGGAGUAGUGGCCACCUAUGCUGUGUAAACUAUUCCGACUCCGUUCUGAGAGCGAUUACAUGUUACAGAUGUGGUCUUUCGGGUCAUACUGGUUUGUUCUGCUCAGGCUCACGGAAAGAGAAUUCUAACAUGGGAUCAGCCCAGGCAUGCUACAAAUGUGGUGGUGAAGGACAUUUUUCACGUGAAUGCGUCAGUUCAAGCCAGGGUGGUAAGAGGAAGAAGGAAAAACACAAAAAAGAGGUGGGAUCUGCGCCUCACGAUCUUGGUAAGGAACGCAAGAAGAAGAAAGCAAAAGUAGAGAAAGCAUUCUCUUCUGCUUCUAAAACGAAAAGCAAGUAUGGUUGGAGCACGGAACACCCUGGAGACUAUACCAACAAUAAUGGGACCAUUCCUUGGAGAUCUCCUGCAGCACCUAAAAGAUUUAAAACACCUGAUUAUAAUGCUCCUAAUCAUCACGCAUCAACUUCAUAUUCACCCUGGCGACAUCAUACACCGCACCACUACAACAGUCCAUCUCCAAAUGGAACGCCCAUGUUCAAUCAGCAGCCGAGGUAUGGAUCGUGGAACCCUCACUAUUCAGCUUCACACAGUCCAGGCACCCAUCAUGUCUUUGGCUUCAACAUGUUGCAUGUGAGCUUUGAAACUGGGCUCCUAUCGACAACAAAGGAUAUUUCUUCACUGCAAGAUGUCUUUGGAAUAGCUAAUGGUACAUUUUUUGAUGAUCAAGUCAUGAAGCCACCACCAAGACGACCACGUCGACAACGGUUUUCUGCUUGUGACGUCUCAUUCUCAAAUUCGGUUAACUAUUUUCUGGAGCCCAAGGACUCACUGAAUGUUACUGAUUUCUCCCUGCAAUAUGUUGAAAGAGAGGAGAGACAGUCAUAUCAUGAUUUCUUUGAUCUCAGAUUUGGAGGUCAUCAAACCCUCAAAGAGAGAGAGGCAGCCUUCCAUGUAAGAAACCACACUAUCCAUUGUGGUUUUGUCAAGGGAACCAAAGGAGUUCAAAGCAGUGGAUUUGAUUUGGAUGAGAAGGACAAGAAAUUCAUGAGUAGCUGUAGUGUUGCUGUUUCAUCAUGCAUAUUUGGAAACUCCGAUUUUUUGAGGAGACCAGCCAGCAAAUUGAUGAGUGAAUACUCAAAGAGCAAAGUAUGCUUUGUCAUGUUUGUUGACGGUCAAACUUUAUCCAAACUCGCCGAAGAAGGACAUGUUCCAGAUGACAAAGGUUACAUUGGUUUGUGGAAAAUAGUCGUCGUCAAAAACUUACCAUAUAAGGAUAUGAGAAAAACUGGGAAGGUGCCAAAAUUCUUAUCGCAUCGACUUUUCCCUUCUUCAAGAUACUCUAUAUGGCUUGAUAGUAAGUUGCGGCUUGUUGUUGAUCCUAUGCUGAUUAUUGAGCACUUUUUGUGGCGAUCUGGGUCAGAAUAUGCAAUUUCCAAUCAUUAUACUCGACAUUGUGUUUGGGAGGAGGUAAUUCAAAAUAAGCGUCUGAACAAGUACAAUCAUACAGCAAUUGAUGAGCAGUUCCAGUUAUAUCAGUCUGAUGGUCUAGUCAAGUUUGACCGAUCAGAUCCCAACAUCCCUCUUCCAAGCUGUGGUUUGUCUUGCGAAGAAAUGUUCGAAUGGUUUCGGCUACCUGUCAAAAUCCCUGAUAACAUUGUUUGUAAAAUCACAAUAGUCUGCAAUCUUCCAGCUCGACUUGGAAGUGGAAAUCUGGUGAAGAAAGCGUAUGAUGCGUUGUUAUUGGAUGCGGGAGGUACACUUUUACAGCUCAAUAAGCCAGUUGAAGAUACCUAUGCUGAAAUUGGCCGAAAAUAUGGUCUUCAAGCCACUUCGGCUGAAAUAAAGAAGGGUUUCAAAAGGGCCUUUUCAGCUCCAUGGUCUGAGAAACUUCGUUACCAGGGUGAUGGAAAGCCAUUUUGGAAACUUGUUGUUUCAGAGGCAACUGGCUGUGAUAAUGUUGAUUAUUUUGAGGAAGUUUAUGAGUACUAUGCCCAUGGUAAUGUGUGGCAUCUUCCUGUAGGAGCUCAAGAAACAAUAUCUGUUUUGAAAGAUUCUGGAGUGAAACUGGCUGUGGUAUCCAACUUUGACACUCGAUUGAGGAAGCUUUUGAAAGAUCUGAAUGUAUUAGAUCUAUUCGAUGCUGUCGUCAUAUCUUCAGAGGUUGGGCAUGAAAAACCGGAUCCCAAAAUAUUCACUGCUGCUUUGGAUAUGCUCUCCGUGGAAGCUACAAGAGCCGUUCAUGUUGGAGACGAUCUUAAGGCUGAUAAAGAAGGAGCCAACACAGUUGGCAUAGACUGUUGGUUAGUGAACGUUUUACUGUUUCUUCUUUUCCUAUUCAAUGAGAAUCAUGUUCACUAUGACCCUGGAAAUGAAAAGAUAGCUGAUGGUGUGUGA